CUCUCUGUGCUUGUUUUGUCUGUCAUUCGUCUCGAGACAUUCAAGUUGAUUUGUUGUGCUACGCAGCUCCGUUCCUCUGAUUUAUUUUAAUGUUCGGACGUUAUUGAAAAAGUUUCAUUGUAUUUUACGAAGAUACUCCAAGAGUGCAAGUUGUGACGAUUAUUCUAUAUUCUCUAGACAUCGAAAGUGUGUGGACAUUGGGCGGCAGUGGUAGUGGCGUAAUUUAAUUCCUCGCGUCCUGUUUGUGUUAAGCCCACAACAGUGUGCAGUUCUGUUGAUUCAUCAUAAAUUUAAUCUGCUUCGCGAUACGCCAUAUAGAAAGUGGUCAGAAGAUAAGACACUUCGGUGGCUAGCUCAGCCUCUUAUUCCCACAUAUACUAGGGGUGAUGUAAAAUGGAGGAUUUUCAACGCCUUUUCUGACGACACAAGGGGAGAUAUCGCGUGAAUUGGAAGAACAACUAGAUACCCUCAGCCGAAACGUACAGGACACAAUCAUGGCAACAUUAGAGAAGCCUAAAACAAAGCACCAAAAGAAGUCGAAACUCAAACCGUUGAUCCUGCCGGACAUCCCAAUCGAUACCCCUGAGGAUGAGGAUGCGGAAAGCGGCGAACCCGCGGUUGACAUCGAUUUUCCCAGCACGUCAACCUCGGAGGAAGCCCCAGCGAUAGUCGCAGUCCAAGAAGGAGAAGAACCAGACGAGGUUUGCGAAGAUGCAGUCGAAGACGAAGAACCCAAUCCCACAGAUAGUGAGAACAUACUGCAAUCGGAGCGGGAACCGUCAGUGGAACCGGUUGCCCCAUCCGCUCCGGUGUUCGAAGGGGAGGAAACAUCGAAGGUAGAGCUUACCCUGGAGCCAGGAAUGAUAGAACAGAUCGGUGUUCCAGCACCAUUAUAUCCGGACCUUCAGGAGAUGAAGGUCAAGGAACUAUUCGUCUCGGAAAAACAACGCUACCCGCAGGUGCAAUCGAUGGUGCCGCUGAGUGGCGAACAGUUGGCCCAGUUCUACCGCGUGGACGGCGAAAUGGCACUGGCGGAAGCCUUCGAGAAGGAGUUCCUGACGCGGGAGCUCCAGGAGAACGACCAGUGCAUGAACCAUCCGCUGUAUCAGCUGUUGCAACGGUACGCCAAAGCCCGCGCCGAGUUCAGCCUGAACGUGCUGGAGUUUGAGGCCCUGCGGCGCAAAUGCAAAGCGUUGGCCAACGAGCUGUGGACGGUGCGGGAGCAGACGUUUGCCGGAACGGGCACGUGUGGCGAUGGGAAGGUGGUGCAUGCGAGUCACAUCAGCAGCGUGGCCGCCCUCCAGGAAUCAGCCCUAGCAGACUUCAGUUCCAACCUGCAGGACCUGAUGAAGCAAUCGUGCUUCCAGUGCAGCCAGUCCACCUACGAAGUCGACGCCACCCGAAUCAAGAUCGAGCAGAAAAUCUACGAAACGCUAAACCUUCACCCAGUACUGAGCAACCUCCCGGCGGACUCGCCCGUUGUUCUGAACCCACCGAUCGACGCUAUGCAACUGACGGCGGCCAUCGGAGAGCUGCGGCUGUGCAUCUCCAUUUUGUUUGCCUUUCUGCGGAAAGGCAUAACCGACAAGCGCUUCCUGGCGGAUGUUCGCAGCUGGACUGUCAAACUGGUCGCCACACAACUACGCAUCGCUACCGUACACGAUCAUCUGUUCGUGCUGUUCCACGUCCUGCGUAGUCCCAGUGGGAUAGCCAAUUGGGCCACCUCGUUAGUGCAGCUUCCCACCGAGCAGGAUCUUCGAUGGGGCGGCUCGGAAUUUCAGCACAUUCUGGUCGUGAUGGCUUGUAUCCUGCUGCCGAUCAAGAAGCGAAAUGAAUUCCUCGAAAAGCUCAAGCUGGACAUGAAUCGCUCGAUCGAUGUGGUCCAGGAAGAGAUGUGGGCAAUCGUGGACAGCGAUGGCGAGGAUUGCUCCGGUUCGGACUCGAUAUCCGAGCUGAAGGAGGGAGAUCUUGUGGCGUUGAUCGAUCAGAUACCGUUCGGGAUGGUGUUCCGAGCGCUAACGCUGGUCGAUCGAAAACUGGACGGGACUUGGCGUUUAGGUGAAGAUCAGGUUCGAGGCACGCACGUGAUGAAGGCGAUCGCGUUCGGAACUAUUUUCGUAGAGCUUCUGGGAAACGGAUUGAUGACUUACAAUGCAGAUCGAUAUCGACAGUUUGCCAAGAGGGUGGCGAGGCUGAUCAAGCACACUGUAUACUACGUGAGUGACUUGUAUCGGAUAUUGCUGGAACGAACAAGGAGUGUCCAAGUGGUGCUGGAUGAUUACGAAACCACUCGGAUCAAUCUAGAGUUAGACGUGUUUGUAGUGCGCGCGGCACAGUACAUCUACCGAUCGAGAAAGAUCGGUACGUGGCAGUACUUGAGCGGGUUUCCUUUUGAUCAGCUGAGCGUGGAUGCACUGUGGAAGCUGUAUUACUUUCUGCACCUGGAUGAGUUCAACGAAGAACUGAUCACGGCCGUUGGUACGGAUUUCCGGGAUCUUUGCAUUGGUUCGAAUCAAAGGGAGAAAUUUCGAAACGGUUUAGUGGGAAUGCCCUCCGAGGAUCUGUAUUACUUGCUGCAGGUGUUUUCCAAUAUGGCACUUGCUAGGGAAAUUGGCGACUUUGAGUUCAUCGAAACGGUGGCACUCAAUCUUUUCGACAUUGGUUACCUGAACGAGUACACCAAAGACUUCUGCUACAAAGCCGUAAAGGAUCUGCUGUUCAACAUAGUGUACAAGCAUCCGUCGUUGGUCUCGAGCCUGCUGCAGUACAUGAAGCAGGACGUAGCCCAAGCCGACCACUCGGCAUUGUACGUGUUCAAAUCGCUUCCGCUGGAUCGAUGGCGUCCCCAAUGGGACGACUUCGAACUACUCGCCAACUGGAUCCUCAACUACGGCUUCGACGCCGUCCAGAGUUCGACGGCCCGCGUUAUUCUUAUCCACUUGAACUACAACUUUGACUCGAACAACGAACUGUUUUUAUCACAUGACAUCCACGUCCGCAUAGCUUGUCUCAUCACGGAGAUAUACAGCAAACACGUACCAGAACUACUCGGCAAUCCGCAAGGUUUGGUCGCCUCGGUGAGCAGUCUAGUGAAGAACAAAACCGCGCAGGACCAAUUCCUGGCUUGGUGUUGGAACAUGGUUAGUCUACUGCGACUGCACUGCAUGGACCAAAGCCCCACGGUCAUCAAUGGUAUGAUGAAGAACCCUGCCCUGAUCUUGCGAUACGUACUUGAGUUAGAACGAGCUCAACAGAUCUACCAAGGCGUUACUGAGAAUCGUCCUCUAGCCAUCUACUUGGCGAUUCUCAUCAGCACCUGGGGCCAUUCAGUGCCCCAAAUUUGCCACCAAGGAUUCGAACAAAUCCGACUGCUGUUGAACGAUCAUCGCUACGUGGUGGUUGUUCGAUGUCUUCAACUGAUCACCCCACUGUUCCUCGAAUGCCCCGACAGUCUGAGCCACUGCGAAUCAUUCAAAUCCAUCCUGAUCAGUUUGAUGGCGGCAGACAAGUACUACGCCCGUUUCACCAAGGAUCAAUUCAAACCGGAGUCGAACUCCCCGGUUACAGACAUGCUCAAGUGUAUGAUCCUCUCGCAAAUCACCAACUACGUUCGGUACGGGCUAACUUCCCCCACCUUGCUGAUCAACAUUUGGCUACAGUGCCUUACCGAGCUACCAAAUUGGACCAAGGACCCGGCCAUUAUCGGAUUGCUGGAUGCAAUGGCGGGGGUCGCCUAUCAGUUUCCCGACGCUUGGCAUUCCAUGAAAGAAUUUUUCCGGCCUUAUUUUUCGCGCUUCGAAGACGUCAAAGCCUCCAAGCCUUCGGGUUUGCUCAAUCUGCUAGCGUCCACACCGAACGAUCUGUUCAGCUCGCCAUCGUCGGCAACUGUCUUCCUGUCGAUCUUCACCCUGGAGCUGGAAUACGAGCUGACCGAGAUUCAGUCCGGCAUAUGGCACGAAGUGAUUCGCGGGAUUGGACUUCCAAGUUCGCCAAAACUAACCAUCGAAACAGCCAUCAAAAAAGCCACCUCCAUCCUUGGAUAUCCUUCGUUCCCGCCAAGUUCGCUAGCGGUGUUCAAAUUGGCCAACCUGGUGGCCAACUGCACCAUCAAGAACUUCAUGUACCCGAUCGUGUGCCAGCUCUUCUUCACCAUCUACCUGUCGCGACUUCCGCUGUCAACGGAUGAGCAACGUUUUGCCAACUGUCUCGGAGUGUCCGAUCAGAUCUACGAGUGCAACGUCGGCCUGAUGAAGCGUAUCAAGAAGCAGCUAUACGACGCCGAAUGCUUCUACAAUUCAGCUUCCGUUAGCGAAAGUGACGAACGGCAACGAUCGUUCUACAAUCACUGCACGCGCCUAUUCAAAACCUUCCAACUGUGGUUAGAAGACACUCAACUGAACAAGAUCUCCACGAAUGCCGUAAAUCUUCCUCCGCAGUUUGACCGCUACCGGUUGGCGGCGAUCUUCCGAGGGAAUCGUGAUCACUGGACGGACUUUAUCGACUUCCGGGGCAUCCGCUCCGAUCACCGUGAUCUUGCCGAUGCCUGGCAAAAACUGUGCUACCGAUACAAGCCCGAAGUCUCCACCGUUGCAACCAAUUCCCCGGCGCGAUCGCUCGCCUCCAGCCACAGCGUAACCGACCUGCAAGAUUUCAAACAAUCCAUCUUUAAACGACUCGAGACAUAUGACGCCCCCGCACCUGCUCCCCUUGUGUUCAAACCCACCCCUCUCAUACCUCCUGCCAAAUUUACCACCCAAUCAUCGAACUCCGUGAUCUCAGCCCUCAAAUCGGACUUCGCCCUCCUAGAUGCGUACGCCCGCAAGGAGUUCCUCGUCAUGUACAACGAACAUCUGCUGCUCGACUCGUUCUACCUGGAGCAAAUCCCGAAACUCUACAUCGUCGAAGACAAGGUUCUCUACAAAGAUGCCAGCUGUUCCAAUGGUUGCACUGAAUCCAGGAAGGUCCUCGUGCGCUACAAGGUGUCCAAGCUGGAUAAGAACUUGAGUGCAGUGCUGAGAGAGAAUCGAUCCGCCCAUGAAGCCCUGCUGCAACGGGAGAGCAAACUUCCGGAUCGGAUAGUGAUGGCUUCGGUGCGAAUCGAUGCCUUCCUGCGGCAGAUCGUAGACGCGUACCGGGAGUUUAAACUGAGCGGCGAGACGACUGUAUGCGCUAAGUUGAACAAGGUCGGAUCGACGCUGUUCUACGAGUUCGUAGGCAAGAUGAACGACUACAACCAACUGUGUCCGUUGACUAAAGAUGUGUGCUCGCUGGGAAUCAGUCAGCUUGGGUUUUUCAUGCGGGAAAACCAAAACGACGAAGGCAUCAAGCUGUUGAACAUCACUCUGGGCCGUCCGGAAAUGAUCAGCUUGCUGUCGGAACUCCUGGUACCGGCCAGCUGCCCACCGCAGUUUUUCCUGCGGAUGUAUGAGUUUGUGAUCGACUCGCACAUCAAACGGCACGAUACUCAGGUUCUGUUCGUUAUGCUGUCCAAGUUUGACAUCAUCGCCUGGAUGAAUCGCUACCGACCCAAACUGGUGGACGUCAGACGUUUGGUUGAGUUGAUUCUCCGGGGAUUGGAGGGCUGGACGCAGAAGAAUGCUGUGCUGAUUCAAGACGUGAGUAAAUCGCGAUCAAGUCUAGUUCAAGUCGGUCUAAUAGAAUUCAAUCAGCUUCUUCAACGGCAUCUGAUGCACCUGUUCGAGUUCGACUUCCCUGAAUACUACGGAGACAUUCUCCAGAUGGUGUUGGCGGCCUGCUCGCUGAAGAAGAUCAUGGCCCAGGUUCUACUGGAGCUGCUAAACUCCAUGCGUCGUCGCGUCGACUGCCAGCCUUUGACAUUCGGCUUGGGAUUGGUGUCGAUCAAGGAGGACUUCCGCAGCUUCGCUACCAAGCAGAACAUUCUUUCGUACAAAGAUCUUAUCGACACGACAAUACUGCUAACUCAACACUUCCAGCAGGAACGGCUUAAUCACGGUUUGCAUGGCCUUUAUCCGGUGCACAGUGACUACUGUGAAGUGUUAUCUCUGCUGUUAGGAUCGGUAGGACACGCGACAGUCGUUGCAGCCGUUCACGCUUAUCCAGGAGUUUUAGCCGAUGAAUUGAUCAACUGGCUGUGGCCUCCGCUGUGCGACAUGUUCUCGCCCUGGCUAACUCCGUACUUCCCGCAGAAUAUGAAAGGUCAACAGCAGGUGGCCAACUGGAUCCAACAGGUCGCCAGCGAUAGCUCUAUUCUUCCCCCGUGGAGCGAACUGCACUCGGAAACCGCCUUCCGCAUGGUUAAGGUGUUUGAACACUGUAUUCAGUACCUGAUGGACACAUUCCCGUCUAGUAGUGCCCUUCUUGGCCAUCUGUUCAGUUGGUACGAGCUGAACUUUGCCCAUCCGGCGUUGCCACGUCACGUAGCCGUUCCCAUACACACGAAUCUGAUGAACCUGGCUUGGGAUCGUUUCCGGCCAGCCCCUGUUCACAUCACCGGAUUCAGCCGAAUCCUGCAGCAGUUCAUUCCCGAGGCGCACAAAUUCGUCGGACACAUCUUCAUCCGCAUCGCGUGGACCCCAUGGCUGCAGCAGAACAUCCAAUCCUGGGAUUAUCAGCUACGCUAUCAAAUGCUAUCCGCGCUGCUCAUGAUCUUCAUCAAGAUAUCCUACGAACCGAACGCUCGGGAAGGCCUUAAGAUCGUUACGCUGCUCCAGGAAGCCUGCAACUACCCGUGGCACAUGCUCGAAUAUCAGGGCGUCGAAGCAGUGUUGGAUUGGUUCGUCCUCUCCGCGGAACCAUCCGUCGUGCUGAAGAUGCCUUCCGAAAGCGAAGUCGUCGACAGUGCCGUCCUGGACCUGCUUCAAGUGGCGUCCUCGAUGAAGUUCAACUCUGGUAACCCGCUGGAAUCGACGGCCCUGCAGUCGCAAGUGCAAGCAAAGCGUAUCCUGUACGUUCGGACCACGGUUCGGCUGUUGAACUCCUGUGGUGCCAAAUACCAGAAGCUGCUGGGAACGAAACAGGGAGUGCAAGCGUUCCACAAUGCGGUUCUGGGGCUGUUCAACAUCGUGGAAACGGUGCUGCUUCAAAUCCGGUCCACCAAAGAUCGGGAGUUCGAAGCGAGGAACUUGGUUGGCGAGGUGAUCGUUUCAUUGCAGUCACAGGGCGAGUACACUUCCAAACUAUUCACCGAAGCGAUUGUGCUGUGGACGGAGAACUGUCGGACCAGUGACAGUUACAUCGUUCCCUCGGUGCUGGAUGCCGUCGGUAUGUGCAAGAGCUUCUCCCUCAAUCUGUACCUGUUGCUGGAGGAGAUGCUGUUUCACUACUUCGGCAAAUCCUGGCACGGACAGGUUACCAACGGAGGGGACCCGGUUUUGGACGCUUCUUGGGUGAAGGCACUGCACAAGGUGGGUCUGCAGACAGUGAAAGGAUUCGACGAGGAGAUGUUGGUGAAGCAUCGAUGUCUGCUUGUGCUGCAUUUGCUGACGGUGCAGAGACUACGGACGGCUGGCAGCUCUGGGGAGCGGAUUAUUGUACUUCAGAAGCUGUUCCAGUUGCUGGAAAACGUGAAAGUGAGCGAUCAAACCGAAUCCAAACUCAUCCUACUGUGGAGCCUGAUGGCGGUGGUCGGAGUGGAAAUCAUGAAGGCAUCCUCCAACGGUCAGAACCACCUUCUGACCCUGGCUCGCUACCUGCAAACCUGUUCCAAAGACGCCGAAGGCUGGGGCGAAGGUCUGCUGGGCGCCAUCGGCAUCCGAAAGGACGGCAUCAGCAUUCGCCGGAAGGUCGUCGCCAAGUGCCUGUCCUGUAUCGUGUUUCUGCUGUUUGGGGAAGAUUCCGGCGAAGCGCUGAAAGCAUCGGAAUCGGGACCACCCUCGAUCGACUGCGCCAAUCGGUGCAAAGAGUACGACCAAGCGAUGGGGGAUCUGAAGCAAACCUUGACCAACAAGCGGUACGGGGACAUGCACAUCAAAACCCGGGCGGCGAUCAACCUGAUUGAGAAUACGGCCAUGAUUGCCAACAUUGGCGAGAAUGUUUGCAAAAUUGUGCGACUGUUCUGCGACGAACACUUCUUCCACUCCGUGGAGGAAGUUUGGCGCUGUUGAAGGUAAGACUUUUAGGAUUUCUCUACUAUUUAUUAUCCUGGGUAGAUGUAAUAAGAAAAUUAGUUAGAGCUUUAUUCGCAAUACAUAACGAUUGGCUUUGUUCGGCUGUGACCUGU
This is a messenger RNA of Aedes aegypti (yellow fever mosquito), 8200 nucleotides long. It is a transcript of the gene Epg5, whose product is annotated as ectopic P granules protein 5 homolog. Gene Ontology annotation, biological process: autophagosome maturation. The record is from RefSeq and is a predicted model, not a curated record. Lineage: Eukaryota; Metazoa; Arthropoda; Insecta; Diptera; Culicidae. Gene Ontology annotation, cellular component: cytoplasm. The coding region runs from base 495 to 8084 and encodes 2529 amino acids. The transcript is spliced from 10 exons.